Molecule: messenger RNA, 1161 nt
Organism: Salvia hispanica
Lineage: Eukaryota; Viridiplantae; Streptophyta; Magnoliopsida; Lamiales; Lamiaceae
Source: RefSeq, a predicted model, not a curated record
CGCAGGACAAAAUUGAAAGUCCUUUAUCAGAGUGGGCAAAUGUUGAACAAUCAGAUGGAGGGAGAAAUCAAGAAGAUCGCUUAUGUCUGGCUGUCGGCGGUGGCUGCCCUCUCCUAUUCCCGAUUGGUCUCCGCAAAACUCCCCAAGGGCAAAUGGCGCUUGAUCUCAAUCAUCCCCGUCCUCUUCCUCUUCGCAAUCCUCCCUCUCCACACCCCCUCCGCCUUCAUCAGAGCACUCACCGCCUUCUUCCUCACCUGGCUCACCUCCUUCAAGCUCCUCCUCUUCUCCUUCGAUUCAGGCCCUCUCCACUCCGAUCCCCCCAAAUCCCUCCCCGUUUUCAUCGCCGUCGCCACUCUCCCCUUCACCCUCGCCGCCGCCCCAAGAAAGCCCCCUAAACUGCCCCUCAAUUUACCCGCCCAAAUCGCAAUCGCAGCUUUACUGGUCUCUCUCCUCUUCGAGCAGCGGCGGAAUCUGCACCCCGUCGCCGUGAUGCUCCUAUACUGCCUAUUGCUGUUUCUGAUGAUAGAGAUUUUGGUGGGACUAUCCAGCAAGGUGGUGUGGGCCCUCCUGGGGGAGGAGCUGCAGUCGCCCUCGGACGAGCCCUACCUCGCGGCCUCGCUGCGGGAGUUCUGGGGCCGCCGCUGGAACCUCACGGUCAACAGCAUCCUGCGCGAGGCCGUGUUCCAGCCUGUGCGGUCGCUGGUGGGAGGUGGGCAAGCGGGGCCGAUGAUUGGGGUGCUGGCGUCGUUCGCUGUGUCGGGUAUAAUGCAUGAACUCUUGUUUUGGUACUUGACUCCCGGGGCUAGGCCCACGUGGGAGAUGACCGCGUUUUUCGUGCUCCAUGGCGUCUGUGUGGUGGCGGAGUUCGCUGGGAAGGGGAGGUGGCGCUUGCCGGGGUUCGUCACGGUUGCGUUUGUGAUCGGGACGAGUUUCUGGCUAUUCUUUCCGCCGGUCAUGAGGAACGGCGCCGAUGUCAGAGUCAUUGAAGAAAUUCGAUUUGCAGGGGAGCUUUUACUCAACUUCCUUUUCAGUUUCACAACUUAGAUUGAUUAUCUCAUAGAACUCAUUGGUGAGUUACAACUUUGUAUUUGGACCGGUUGAAUGGCAGAUGUUAGUUAAAGUAUGAAAUGAUAAGCGUAUGAAAUGGUUACAAGUAUGAAA